UGACAUUAAGUUCACCCAGACUAAUUGUUAAUGACAUUGGUAAAUGCAACCAGUCUCUUAAGUCACAUCCCACUAUGGAAUGGGUCUGUUCAUUUGUUAGACCCAGUGUUUCAUGUUCAGAAAUUCCCAUCCCUAAACCUAUAUGCUGCUUUAAUCGGUGGAGCAGCUGAUUGCAUCGAGGACAGCAGGCAGCUUGGGGCACAGAUGCUGUAUCUGUUUGACUGUGCAGGAGAGGAAAGUACACCAUGCCCACAUAGGCACUGAACAUCUUACCUUCUCCUCAGAGCUCACACCCUUCUGGAGAAACUGUCAGGGAAAAAUAGCAAAACUGUAGUUUUAUCAGUAAAGUCCAGGGCAGAGUCAAUAGGAACUCUGUUUAAACUGGGCAAUUCUGCAGCAAACAGUUAUGUUAAAGGGCCACUGUGUAAAAUGGGUUGAAAACCCUUGAAAACAGUGACAUCAGGUGUCAAAUUCUAGAUUGCAGGGCUCACUCGCUCACCCCUCCCGUCGGGUAAAUGAUGGUGGCCUCGUAGGGACAAAAAGCCUUGUGCAGACACGAGUUUUUCAGGAGUAGGUCUAUCUAGCGACGAGGUGAAUGUUUAUUUAGAAAUCUAAACCAUGUUACAAUAUUUUAAUGGAUCCCUCACGAGCAGGAGACCAGAGUAGCGUUCGGGAAAAAGGCCAGUUUAUUUGAGCACUCCAAAAACUCCGGUAACACUCCAGGGGGUAAAAGUCUCCAUCCCAAACUCUGACUCUUCUAGCGUGACACACACACUCCAUACACACAUUCUCGUUUACAAUACCAAGCGGGUACCCCCUCCCCUCUCUGCUCCACCAAUCUCCAGCCUGCACAAUGACUGACAGCGUAGCCUGUAAACAGAGCUCAGCUGUUUAUUUAGCCUAGCAAUAUCUCUGGACUAUAGUAGCUGCAAUGGACGAGAUUGAACGCGAUUUUGAAGAGUUUCUUGUAGCGGACACAGACCCAAAGCCAUACCUGUUUGAGCCGGAGCAUACAGAUGAGGAACUUGGAUGCUGAGCGGGCGAGACGAGAGGCUGAAUCCUCCGCUCCCAUUUUGCUGCACAGAAUGGGAUUCGGUGCUACUUCUACCAUCGCUGGGGAGAUAUAUCACCAGGAGGAAAAGCGCCGUAGAGAGUGCAUCACAAGGAGUGAAGUUGUGUCUUCUUUUCCUCGCAGAUGAUGGUUUGGGUUCUCUCCUGUUGCGUGAAGUACUAAUGGAUUCAACUACAGCAACAGCAGAACUGGGCUGGACCAUCUACCCAUCACAGGGGUGGGAAGAAGUUAGUGGCUAUGAUGAAAACAUGAACACCAUCCGAACAUACCAGGUGUGCAAUGUCUUUGAUAGCAACCAGAACAAUUGGGUACGCACCAAAUACAUCCGCCGCCGUGGUGCUCAGCGCAUCCAUGUCCAGAUGAAGUUCUCAGUACGUGACUGUAGUUCUAUACCCAAUGUCCCUGGCUCCUGCAAGGAGACCUUCAACCUGUAUUAUUAUGAGUCUGACUCUGACACAGCCACUAAAUCGUCUCCAGCCUGGAUGGAGAACCCCUGGGUAAAAGUGGACACUAUAGCGGCUGAUGAGAGCUUCUCUCAGGUUGAUCUUGGUGGCCGCAUCAUGAAGAUCAACGGUGAAGUCCGAAGUUUUGGACCCGUUUCACGCAAUGGCUUCUACCUUGCUUUCCAGGAUUAUGGCGCCUGCAUGUCACUCAUUGCUGUUAGAGUUUUCUACAGGAAAUGCCCCCGUGUGAUCCAGAAUGGUGCUAUCUUCCCUGAGACUCUGUCUGGAGCAGAGAGCACCUCUCUGGUGGCUGCCAGAGGGGUGUGUGUUCCCAAUGGGGAGGAAGUGGAUGUACCCAUCAAGCUGUACUGUAAUGGCGAUGGGGAGUGGAUGGUACCCAUCGGGCGCUGCAUGUGCAAAGCCGGGUACGAGGCGAAAGAGAAUGGUACAGUCUGCAGAGCUUGUAUGUCAGGCUUCUUCAAAGCUGCACAGGGAGACCACAAAUGUCUGCAGUGCCCGAUCAACAGCCGAACCACCAGCGAGGGAGCAACUAACUGUGUUUGUCGAAAUGGCUACUACCGCACUGACUCCGACCCUCCACAGAUGCCCUGUACAACUGUUCCAUCAGCUCCACAAAAUGUCAUCUCCAUAGUGAAUGAGACCUCUCUGAGGCUGGAGUGGAGCUCACCACAGGAGGGUGGUGGCCGAGAAGAUGUUGUCUACAACAUCAUAUGUAAGAGCUGUGGAAGUGGGCGGGGGGGCUGCACCCGCUGUGGAGACAAUGUGCAGUUUGUCCCACGUCAGCUGGGACUGACCGACACCCGCGUUUUAAUCAGCGAUCUCCUGGCUCACACCCAGUACACCUUUGAAAUACAAGCUGUCAACGGAGUGUCUGACCAGAGUCCUUAUUCACCACAGUACACGUCUGUCAACAUCACCACCAACCAGGCGGCACCGUCAGCAGUGUCCAUCAUCCACCAGGUUAGCAGAGGCCCUAACAGCAUCACCCUGUCCUGGUCCCAACCUGAUCAGCCCAAUGGAGUGAUCCUGGACUAUGAACUGCAGUACUAUGAGAAGAACCAGGCAGAGUGGAACUCAUCUCUAACGAGGAGUCAGACCAACACUGCAGUUAUACGAGGCUUGAAGUCUGGAACUAUCUACGUCUUUGAGGUUCGGGCACGGACUGUUGCUGGAUUUGGACGCUUCAGUGGCAAAAUGUACUUCCAAACUAUGACUGAAGAUGAAUAUAACUCCAGUAUCCAGGAGAAGCUCCCUCUCAUCAUCGGUUCCACUGCUGCAGGGAUAGUCUUCAUCAUUGCCAUCACUGUCCUCAUAAUUGUUUGCCGCAGCAGGAGAAGUUCUGACAGAACAGAAUCAGAGUACACAGACAAACUCCAACAUUACACCAGUGGUCACAUGUCACCAGGAAUGAAGAUCUACAUUGAUCCCUUCACAUAUGAAGACCCUAAUGAAGCAGUCAGAGAGUUUGCCAAGGAGAUUGAUAUUACCUGUGUCAAGAUUGAACAAGUUAUUGGUGCAGGUGAGUUUGGGGAGGUGUGCAGCGGAAACCUGCGGCUGCCUGGGAAAAGAGAGAUCCUGGUGGCUAUCAAGACGCUGAAGGCGGGCUACACUGAACGCCAGAGGCGGGACUUUCUGAGCGAAGCAUCCAUCAUGGGUCAGUUCGACCACCCCAACAUCAUCCAUCUGGAGGGGGUAGUGACCAAAAGCAGCCCUGUGAUGAUCAUCACUGAGUUCAUGGAGAACGGCUCCCUUGACUCCUUCCUCAGGCAAAAUGAUGGGCAGUUCACAGUGAUCCAGCUGGUAGGAAUGUUGCGUGGCAUAGCAGCAGGAAUGAAGUACCUGUGUGACAUGAACUACGUUCAUCGAGACUUGGCAGCCAGGAACAUCUUGGUCAACAGCAACCUGGUGUGCAAAGUGUCUGACUUUGGCCUGUCACGCUUCCUUGAGGACGAUACUUCAGACCCCACCUACACCAGCGCUCUGGGAGGGAAGAUUCCCAUCCGGUGGACAGCUCCAGAGGCCAUUCAGUACAGGAAGUUCACCUCCUCCAGUGAUUGCUGGAGCUAUGGCAUAGUCAUGUGGGAGGUGAUGUCAUAUGGAGAGAGGCCCUACUGGGACAUGAGCAAUCAAGAUGUGAUCAAUGCCAUAGAGCAGGACUACAGGUUGCCACCCCCCAUGGAUUGUCCUAGUGCACUGCAUCAGCUGAUGCUGGACUGCUGGCAGAAAGACCGCAACAACCGGCCUAAAUUCAGCCAGAUUGUCAGCACCCUGGACAAGCUGAUCCGCAACCCCAACAGCCUCAAGGCCAUGACACCACUGUCAUCAAGUGUUCACUUACCUCUGCUUGAUCGCACCACUCCAGACUUCUCCUCCUUCAGCACUGUGGAUGAGUGGCUGGACGCCAUUAAGAUGGGCCAGUACAAGGAGAACUUUACCAAUGAAGGCUUCACCAGCUUUGAUGUGGUUUCUCAAAUAACUAUGGAGGACAUCCUCAGAGUGGGUGUGACACUGGCCGGCCACCAGAAGAAGAUCCUCAAUAGCAUCCAGUCCAUGAGGGCCCAGAUGAACCAGAUCACUUCAGUGGAGGUGUGAUCUUGCAGACUAGGAGCACACAUGCUCUGUUUACAGUAGGAAACCCAGCAGCCACCAACCCUGCAUUCUCCUGGAACCCUCACAGGACACAGACUGUGACUUCAGUCCAACCUCAACCACCUCCAAAGGUUCUAUCAGCCUGCAGCACUGCAGAGAUGUUUUGUAAUUUUCGAGUAGCUGCUGUAUGUUCAGGUAACAGUCAUGCUCAAGGGCUUGGUGUUGACCAAUACCACAGCCAUCUAAACACAGUCUUCAAACUGCUCAGUCCAUGUCUAUUUCAUGGGAUACCUUAUUUCUGGAAUUGAUUCUAUUAAAUAACAAACCAUACUUGGCUCCACUACCACCAAGUUAAAACAUUUAGUGAGAUAUCAGUUUCCAAAACUGGCCUUGCACUUUGAAUUUUUCAGACUCACUGUUGGUAAUAAAAAUCAAUGAAAAUGAAAAACAGCAGACAACUAAAUUUAACUCUGACUCUGAUGGAGAGGCACCUGGCAGUGAAACAUCCUCAAAAAAAAGUUGUCUCAAGUCCACGUACUCCUAUGGCCCAAAUAUCUAAAGUCUCUCCUGAUACAAGAUCGCCCUGCUCUGAGAGCACUGGUCAGGCCUGUUAUUCCUUGUGUGGUGGUUGUUGUGCAUUUAACUCUUCCUUUAACUAAAUUCAACCUCCCUUAUGACUUUUAAGGUUCUGUAUGUAACUUUUGGCGAUUUAAUCAAAUGCAGUCAGCAUCCUGUUGCUCAUGCUUGUUUGUGGCCAAUCAGUAUUCAACACCACAAAGAGACAUAUGAUGUCAAAAAGGCACUGAAAAGCAGCAGCAGAAAAUCCCCAUGUGAGAGGCAGCAGUGUGCUCUUUGCUACCUCUGGUCAUGGUUGUGCUGCUGUUUGAGGCAGCAGGGGUAAGAGCUCGCUCUUUAAAGGCACCUGAUUUGGUUUUGUGGGGUUGAUAGAUGAUAACAUAUUUGCACAAUACCAAGACAAGAAGUAAGUUGCGUACACUGGUAAAGUAAUAGCGCAGUGCGAUUCUGUUUGGUUCUCCAGUUGCACUCACUUUGACCCCUGUGAAGAUUGCAUUACUGUUACUCAGAUGGUAGUUGUGUUGGGUUUUGCUCCCUGUGUUUAUUGGCUCUGAGACUGAGAUGAAGUGAAGAGAUUUUCCCUUUAAAGAGGCUCUUUAAGAGGUAGCUACAUAUUUUAAUGGUGGUGCUAUCAGAAGCUGUAGAUGUUGUUUUCAUUGGACAUCUGAGACAAAUGAAAGAACCAUGUGUCUGUCAACCCAGAGACUUUACAAAUGGCUUCCCCAAUGAAUCCUGUGUGAGCUGCUCAUGUGAAAAAGCCAUAAAAUGGCAUAACUUCUGAAUUCUUAAAAAGGUAGUUGUUUGAUAUUCUCAGUUUUUAGCACACAUCCUCUUACCAAGGAAAUAGCACGUUUCCGCCACCUGAAAUGGGCCAUACACAUAUGUUGAUUGACCACACACUGUCUGUCAUUCACUGUGAUUACACUCAGUACAUUUACAUGACAUUAAAGAAAAUCAAUUUAUUGUGUCAGUCCAACUAAAACUGGACUUUUAAAAUAUAUGUGAGCAUGUUAGCCCGAUUGAAAUCAUGCCAAAUCAAAUUACUCAUAGUCAGACUAACACACCCAAAUAAAGUCAUUGGGAGUUGAAUUCCUACUGUAUGUACACAGUCAAUCAGACCCAAACUGGCCUAGGUGCCCAGCGCAUGCUCAACAGUUUCUGCCCCGGGCUUUGAUCCAAAAGUCAAAUACGAUACGAUACAAUAUACUUUAUUGUCCCACUAAGGGAAAUUUGUCUUGGACUCAGCAACUGUGCCAUAAAUGCCUUGAUAGCCACAAUGACAGCAAACAAUACAUCAACAGCCAUACCAUCCCAACAACAAUUGCAUGACAUUAUUGCACAUAUCCCAUAACAUAAAUAGCAUAGAAUGCGUAACAAAAAAAGAGACCAGUAACAAUAUGGUGAAAUCUACAUCCAGAGUGGUGCGUUUUAGGACGGACAAAAUGUACAGAGUUGUAAAGUUGUCCACCAUGGUACCAGUUUGCCGCUAGCUAACUGUAGCUAACUUGUUUGUCGACUGUUUGGACUGUGGCGUACUAGGUCAAAAAAAGGUACAAUACUAAGAAGCUGAAAGGGGGCAUAUUGCCACCUAUCAUUGCAGAGACGGACAUACCUCAGUCAAUAAAUCCAUUCCCCUCCUGUGCUUGUAUACUGGGACAAGGACAGUAGUCCAAUUAAAUAGCCUAUUUGAGCUAUAACCGUAGCUCCACUUAACUGUGCAUAGAAACGUACUGACUGUCCCAUUUACUGUGAAGCUUUGUAGAGUUACUGUAAAGUCUGGGUCAGGAAACAGCACAUUACAACCAAAGUCCUCUCAGUGCUGCAAGGAACUGUACUUCAUGAUCUACACACAGUUGAAAAAAUGAAAUCACAGUCAUCACA
Molecule: messenger RNA, 6582 nt
Organism: Epinephelus moara (kelp grouper)
Lineage: Eukaryota; Metazoa; Chordata; Actinopteri; Perciformes; Serranidae
Product: ephrin type-B receptor 2-like
Exons: 16
Coding region: 1030-4128 (1032 amino acids)
Biological process (GO): axon guidance; central nervous system projection neuron axonogenesis; cell surface receptor protein tyrosine kinase signaling pathway
Cellular component (GO): neuron projection; plasma membrane
Molecular function (GO): protein binding; transmembrane-ephrin receptor activity; ATP binding
Source: RefSeq, a predicted model, not a curated record